CCUCUCUCAUUUCCAGGACCACAAUUCCCAGAGACUUCAGCUUCCUGGCGGUUCUCUUUUUACUCUAUCUCUUCUUGAGCUGGCUGGGCUUCGCCGACCAGCCGGCGCACAGCCACGACGUGACCCGUCGUGACCCGGCACAGGGUUUCCUCAGCGGCUCGUUUUCCUCCUCACUCAGUUAUCCCCUUUUCAGGCUGUCGCGGCUGGUCUGAGCGGUGACCUGGCGGGCCGCGCCUGCGCUCUGCCCCGUUUCCUGCCUGGCUGGUGGCGGCGGCCAUUUUGUUCAUCCUCCUCCUCCUCCUGCUCCUCCUGGUUGGAGCGCAGUGUCCGGAGCGGGCUGGGGGGAGAGAGCCCGAGAGCGGGGUUCGGUGCCUUUUCCUCUGUCCCCAGCCGGUGCCCGUAGCCCCCCUCCCCUUCCUCCCCACCCCCUCCCCUCCCCGGCCCUGCCCUCCCCCUUGUCCCGGGAUCGCUCCGUCGCACCCACCAUGAUGGAAGACGACGGGCAGCCCCGGACUCUAUACGUAGGUAACCUCUCCAGAGAUGUGACAGAAGUUCUUAUUCUUCAGUUAUUCAGUCAGAUUGGACCCUGUAAAAGCUGUAAAAUGAUAACAGAGCAACCCGAUAGCAGAAGGGUCAACUCUUCUGUUGGAUUUUCUGUUUUGCAGCAUACAAGCAAUGACCCAUAUUGCUUUGUGGAAUUUUAUGAACACAGAGAUGCAGCUGCUGCAUUAGCUGCUAUGAAUGGGAGAAAAAUUUUGGGAAAGGAGGUCAAAGUAAACUGGGCAACAACACCAAGUAGCCAGAAAAAAGAUACUUCCAAUCAUUUCCACGUGUUUGUUGGGGAUUUGAGUCCAGAAAUUACAACAGAAGAUAUCAAAUCAGCAUUUGCCCCCUUUGGUAAAAUAUCGGAUGCCCGAGUAGUUAAAGACAUGGCAACUGGAAAAUCCAAAGGCUAUGGCUUUGUAUCUUUUUAUAAUAAACUGGAUGCAGAAAAUGCAAUUGUGCAUAUGGGAGGUCAGUGGUUGGGUGGUCGUCAAAUCAGAACCAAUUGGGCCACACGUAAACCACCUGCACCUAAAAGUACACAAGAAAAUAACACUAAGCAGUUGAGAUUUGAAGAUGUAGUAAACCAAUCAAGUCCAAAAAAUUGUACUGUGUACUGUGGAGGAAUUGCUUCUGGGUUAACAGAUCAGCUUAUGAGACAGACAUUCUCACCAUUUGGGCAAAUUAUGGAAAUCAGAGUUUUUCCAGAGAAGGGCUACUCAUUUGUCAGAUUUUCUACCCAUGAAAGUGCAGCCCACGCCAUUGUUUCAGUGAAUGGUACUACAAUUGAAGGACAUGUUGUUAAAUGCUAUUGGGGUAAAGAAUCUCCUGAUAUGACUAAAAACUUCCAACAGGUCGACUAUAGUCAGUGGGGCCAGUGGAGCCAAGUUUAUGGAAACCCACAACAGUAUGGACAGUAUAUGGCAAAUGGGUGGCAAGUACCACCUUAUGGAGUAUAUGGGCAACCAUGGAAUCAACAAGGAUUUGGAGUAGAUCAAUCACCUUCAGCUGCUUGGAUGGGUGGAUUUGGUGCUCAGCCUCCCCAAGGACAAGCCCCUCCCCCUGUAAUACCUCCUCCCAACCAGGCUGGAUAUGGCAUGGCCAGUUACCAAACACAGUGAGCUGGGACUCUAAACAAAAUGUAAUUCAUGAUAGCUUCAAUUUCCUUGUGACACUCUGAAGACAUGAAAGUAGACAUCGGAAAAUGAAAAUAUUUAUUUUAAAAAUUGAAAUGUUUGGAACCUUUAGCACAGCUUUGCUUUGGUGAAGGACACAUGUCUUCUAGUUCUGCCUUUUUAAGUUUUUGUUCAUGAUGGAUAUGAACAUGAUUUUUCUUUGUGUACAAAAACUACAAUAAAGUCAAUUAAGACAAUUCUGACUACAAAUUUUGAUAUAAUAGGAGAAAUGGGUAAUACAUUUUGAUUCUUAGAUACUAUUCCAUUUUUAUCUUGCUGUUCAGUAUUUUAACUCACUGUGUUUUUAAAAGAGCAAAAAAGGGAGGAUCAUGGAAAACUGGGAAUCACAAAUAAGUUCAUCUUGAACCUUGAUACUCCCCUCCCCUCCCCCAAGGUGGACCACAUUUGAAGUCAGCAGAAAAAAAGUGUGAUAUUGAGAAGAAAUGCAUGAUUUUGGAGUCGCUUUGGAGGAAAUACUUUCUCUGUGCCUAAAGAAACUGAAGCCAGACUGAUAAAAGAAAUUUUGCAACCUAAAUAAGGAACAGCAUUGUCUGACUUACUUGAG
Eubalaena glacialis (North Atlantic right whale) is the source of this 2283-nucleotide messenger RNA. RefSeq names its product TIA1 cytotoxic granule associated RNA binding protein like 1 (gene TIAL1). NCBI's taxonomy places the organism in Eukaryota, Metazoa, Chordata, Mammalia, Artiodactyla, Balaenidae. Gene Ontology annotation, cellular component: cytoplasmic stress granule; cytosol. Gene Ontology annotation, biological process: cytoplasmic stress granule assembly; nuclear-transcribed mRNA catabolic process, nonsense-mediated decay; regulation of mRNA stability. The coding region runs from base 486 to 1664 and encodes 392 amino acids. The record is from RefSeq and is a predicted model, not a curated record. Gene Ontology annotation, molecular function: DNA binding; mRNA binding. The transcript is spliced from 12 exons.